This is a messenger RNA of Teleopsis dalmanni, 694 nucleotides long. RefSeq names its product protein FAM136A-like. The coding region runs from base 208 to 648 and encodes 146 amino acids. Gene Ontology annotation, cellular component: cytoplasm. The transcript has 3 exons. The record is from RefSeq and is a predicted model, not a curated record. NCBI's taxonomy places the organism in Eukaryota, Metazoa, Arthropoda, Insecta, Diptera, Diopsidae.
AUAUGGCAUAAUAAACGUAUUCUACACAAUUAUUUGCACAUUUACAUUUGACUGUUUCAUGCACUAAACACACACCAAAUUAUUUCCUGUCUUAUUAUCAAAUUUGACACUUAAAUCCACACCGGUCCAGCUUUCAACAAAUGAAAGUAAUAAUUUUGAAAAUUGUGUAACUGGUAGAUAAAGUAAUUUAAUUAUUUUGAAAUAAAAAUGAUUGCCCAACAAAGACAACGCAUUGAACAUGCAAUGACGGAAAUGAUAGAUGAUAUGGACAAAUCGCAUUUACGUAAAUUACAGACAAAUAUGCAUUUAUGUGCAGCUAAAUGCUGCCAGGACAUGGAUUCUUCUCUGGAGAGUGUACAACGCUGUGUUGACAGAUGUUCAACACCACUGACACGAGCGCAAAACUAUGUACAACAUGAAUUGGGCGAAUUCCAAGGGCGACUACAGCGCUGUAUAAUGCAAUGCAAUGAUGAUGUGAAAGUCAAAAUGCCACCAAAUCCAUCAGAAGAUGAAGUUUCAAAAUACACAGAUCAAUUCGAACGAUGUGCAAUCAAAUGUGUUGAUAAACACGUAGGCCUGAUACCAAGCAUGAUGAAAACAAUGAAAGCUGUACUCUCCAAAGGUCCAGAAGGCAUACCUCAAGUUUAAUUUAUAUAUUUUUAUUUUUAUAAAAACAAAGACAACAUGAAAAAUC